AUGAGUAAUGUAACCUCAUCCUUGGGAUGCCCUUUCAAAUACCCAACUGAACAUUUGAAAAAUGAUUCCAAAAGCAUGACCUUUAGAGAUUUCAUACAAUAGCAACAAAUCAAAGAAGAUCAAAAGUUCCAAUUAACAGGACGAUUGUCUACUCUCCAAGUCUCACCCAAAAAUUCUAAGAAAUCCAGAUGCGAAAAACAACUAAGCAGUCUCCUACGCUAAGAACCAACCAAUCAGUUCAUCAUUAAACACGACAUACAAACUCAAGUGACAACUUAAGACUUUGGAAAUAAGUAAAAGAGUUUUAAAAUUCCAGAGCUAUCUCCUACUCAGACACUUUUUCAUUUACCUAUGAUUAGUGAUUCCCAGAUUUGUGAAAUCGUACUGCCUAACACUCCUGUUCAUUUCAAAUUCACUCCCUAAUAACAUAAAAUCAGGAACCCCAAUAGUAACAGUUUGAGAAAUGUUCAUGAGUAACUUGUAUCUCUUCGAAGACCUAAAGUGUUGCAGAAUCAUCGAGAGUUAAAACAACCCCUAAAGACACAAACGGAAAUCAUUAGCAAAUUUUUUGAGACUAAAUUCCAAAAGAUAAUAAAGACCUAAAUCAAAUAGUAUGGUAGUAAUGAAUUACUUGAUUAACAUUCUGAAUCCCUCUAUCUUAGAGUCACCCAAGACCGUUAGCUGAAGACUAAGUACUAAGGGAAACACCUAAAAUAUCUCAAGGAUAUUUAUAAGAGUAUUUUAGGAAUUGGAUACACCUAAGAAAUACUACUUGACCCAUUUAGAAUGAGGAGUAUUCAUGCUCCACUUUUCAUAAAGAAAGAAUAGUUCAUUAGAUUCAAAUAUCUUUUCAUCAAUCAAUAUAUGGAGAUGGAGACACCGGUUGAAUUACUUUUUAAGGGUUGUUACAAAUUGGAAAAUUUUAAGCCUUUGAUUCUAAAUUAGAGAAGCGAUUUUGAAAUAUUUGGUGGAGAAUAUGGAAUCAAUGAAAUAGCUAAGAACAUGUAUGAAAAGAUAUUCAAAGAUUACACAUUAAGUCCCUAUUUCAAGGCCAUAGAGUUGGAAGAGUAGGCUGUUAAAUUUGCUAAACUGUUUGCCUAAUUGAUCGAUCAUACUGAAUCUCCGAACUACACUCUUGAAGUACUCAGAGAAAGGCAUGUCAAAUAUAAAUUGACCCAUGUUCAAUUGGCUAAUUUCAAAUUCUAUCUAUCCACAACUUUACAAAAGGUUGGCAUCGGAUUCAAACACCUCAGAGUAUUACUUAGAAAGAUGGAUACUUAUAAGUUUGCCAUAUUGAAUAAGCCCUCACUGUAAGAAUGCAUUAAUAACAGUCCAGGAGGAUAUAGAGAAUUUAUUGAUAGUUUUGUGCGUCUCUGUUCGAGUGAGCCUAUUCUCUUUGAUUUAGUAUAGAAGAGAGGCAAGUAACGAUUUACUGCUCAUUGUGAAAAUGUGUUUCACUAUUUCUUCAGAGAUAAUGUCAAAUCAAUCACGGAUGAUGAUAUAGAGUCUAUUCAUAGAAACAAGACCAUCAUUUCUGAAAAGGUCUAUAAGAAGUUCAAGGAAAAGGCAAUGCAAGCUGUAAGCAAAGUAACUAAUGAUCCAAUUUUAUUAAGCGAUUUCGAAGAGGAUUGGGAAGAAAUUACACCCAUCCUAAUGAAUAGACCUAAAAAGACUAUUAUUAAAUCAUUUGGAGGGUAAGGUGUAGUUAAUCGCAUCGCAUACAAACUAGAGAAUGAGAUUAUGUAAAGACCACUUCUUUACAAAGUGUUUGAAGAUAAUGAAACUCGGGUUUGCCCUAAUUUGAAAUGCAAGUUAAAUUUGAUUCUGUAUGGAAUGCACUUCUACAAACGCACUGACAUCGAAGUUCUCCACAAGAGAUUGCGGAUUCGAGAAUAAACCUAUUUUGAAUUCUAAUAAGCCAUGAAGAUUGUAAUGCAGGAUGAACCAUCUAAAUUAUAAUGGGUUCUGGAUGUUAUUGAUGACUACAAGAAACAUAUUGUUUUCGAUUGA
Paramecium tetraurelia is the source of this 2010-nucleotide messenger RNA. RefSeq lists its product as uncharacterized. The record is from RefSeq and is a predicted model, not a curated record. Lineage: Eukaryota; Ciliophora; Oligohymenophorea; Peniculida; Parameciidae. The transcript is spliced from 3 exons. Gene Ontology annotation, molecular function: oxygen binding; heme binding.